AAGAACAAACCAAUCAAGAGUGGAAAAAAAUAAUAACCCACAUUUUAAAAUCCAUUUUUGUCCAUUUAUGUUAAGUAUCAGAAUGUCACCGUUAAAUUUGAAUACACCGAGCAGCAUUUCAGCUAGUAGUUGUUCAGUACGUCUGUCAAAGCGGUCCCCUCUGUUGUCGCUCCUGGUUGCCACUGUGCCACUGGUUCCACUGGUUUCACUGGUCCACCACAGCCCGAGAAAUCAGUAUCCAAUGGUAAUUCGCAAGAAAGAUGGCCAGCUUUGCCAGUAACACGUAUUCUCGAGUGGAGAGAGUAUGCCGACACAUGCCCGUGGUCCUGAACACCUUCCUGGUCUUCUCCAUCACGGGGGAGGUGAGCUACCUGGUCCUGGUCGAGGCGCCCCUGGAGGCGGACCGGACCCGGACGGAAUGGAUCAGCUGCUGGAAGCUGAUCCAUCUGUUGGCGCAGUACUUCAUGCUGGGCAAUAUCUGCUGGAACGCCUCGCUCUUUGUGAAGACUAGCCCGACAAUCAAAGGUGUCUUUCUGGGAGGAGAGGGCAUGGCCCAGGGAUGGAGGUACUGCUACACCUGUGAGAGCCACACCCCCCCGCGCUGCUCCCACUGCUACGACUGCCGUGCGUGCGUGCUGCGCCGUGACCACCACUGCGUGUUCUUCGGCCAGUGCGUGGGCUUCCUGAACUACCGCUACUUCCUGUGCUGCCUGCUCUUCAUGUGGGCGGGGCUUCUGUACGCGGUGGUGAUGAACGUGGAGGUGUUCAUGGUCAUCCUGAAGGAGGGAGUGACGCCCCACAGUGUGCUGCUGCUGCUGGUGCCCUGGAUCAUGCUGGUCUCAGGCCAGGUGUCUCCGCGCGCCUUCGCCUUUGCCUUCAUCGCUGACACCUGUGUGGUGGGCCUGCUGCUGGUGUCGGCCUUCCUCUUCUUCCACGUGCUGCUGCUGCUGCGGGGCCAGACCACGCGGGAGUGGUACUCGUCGCGGCGACCCUACAGCCAGGGCCCAUUUGGGAACCUCCGCCACGGCCUGGGGGCCCGCUGGUUCCUCUGCUGGCUCUGCCCGCUCAUCCCUUCGCCGCUGCCUGGGGACGGCAUCCACUUCCAGGUCACGGGGUCGCUGGAGCCCGCCGUGGCGGCGCGCUAGAGCGGAGGAGCUCAGCGUAGAUCUGCUGGAGAUGGAGCGGGAGG
Gadus chalcogrammus (walleye pollock) is the source of this 1189-nucleotide messenger RNA. RefSeq names its product zinc finger DHHC-type containing 24 (gene zdhhc24). Gene Ontology annotation, biological process: protein targeting to membrane; peptidyl-L-cysteine S-palmitoylation. The record is from RefSeq and is a predicted model, not a curated record. Gene Ontology annotation, molecular function: protein-cysteine S-palmitoyltransferase activity. NCBI's taxonomy places the organism in Eukaryota, Metazoa, Chordata, Actinopteri, Gadiformes, Gadidae. Bases 261 to 1145 code for a protein of 294 amino acids. The transcript has 3 exons. Gene Ontology annotation, cellular component: Golgi apparatus; endoplasmic reticulum.